AUGGACAAUAUUACUUCUUUGGUUCAAUAUGGAGGCAAUUGGAAUGAAAACAACGAGUACCAAGGAUACACAAUGUCUGGGAUAUUAAUACCACCAAAUUGUUCUCUUGACAACUUGGUGAAUCUGAUAAAAAAGGAGAUAAAGGAAAAAACAGCAACUAUUGAAGUUUCUUAUCAAGUAGAAAAAGGAACACCACCAAUGAAGGUUGUAACAGACAAUUCAGUGUUGUUCUUCCUGGAAAUAAAGAAAAAAGUUGCUACUAAAAUAGCAGACUUACCAUUGUGUGUCACUAUAAUUCAAGAAUCAAACAAUGAAAAUGACCUUCUUCUACUAGCAAAUCAGAAAGCUACAGCAGAAGAAAUGGAGGUGGGGACAUUAUUAAUGCAAGCAAAUCAAGCUUCCAUCAAUGAACAAAUGUUACUUGAAGAAGGAAUGUCAAGCACAACAAAUGAGGGCAUAAAUGUGUCAUACAUACCCCAUUUUGCUGAAGAAGUAGCUGAUUUCAUAAUUGAGGACAAUACAAAAAGAAAAAAGAAGUUGGAUGAAAUCCAACUAGUAAUAUCUGAUUACAGAGUGAACACAAUAGAGCAAGGACAAAUUUACAAGGAUAAGAACACAGUCAAAUCAGCCCUUAGCUACUAUGCAAUGCUGCAUAACUUCCAGUUCAAAACAAAAAGAUCAGAACCUAGAGAGUACCUAGUUACUUGCGCAGAUGAAAAAUGCAACUGGUUGGUGAGAGCAUCUAAGUACAGAAAUCAACAUUUAUUCAAGGUACGGAAAUGCAAUCCAAAUCACACUUGCUCUGUUGAAAUUGUUUUGGAAGACCAUAGGCAAGCAAAAAGCAUCGUAGUUGGGGAAUUAAUAAAGAAUAAGUACAAGUCAAUCAAAAGAAAUUACACUCCAAAUGACAUCAUGAAUGAUAUGAAUGAUGACUUUGGAGUAACUAUGGGAUACACAAAAGCAUGGAGAUCAAGAGAGAAAGCUUUGCGUCUAGUAAGAGGGAACCCCGAUGAUUCAUAUCAGAAGUGGCCAAUAUAUCUUUACAUGUUGAAAAAAGCAAAUCCAGGAACAAUAACACACCUACUCACAGACAAGGAAGAUAGAUUCAAAUACCUAUACAUAGCUUUCUCUAACUCAAUCAAGGGUUGGAGAUACUUGAGGCCUAUAAUUGUUGUUGAUGGAACUUUUUUGAAAAAUGCACAUGGUGGUACCCUGUUUUCAGCAUCAACGUUAGAUUCAAACAACAACAUUUUCGUGUUGGCUUUUGGAAUAGCAGACUCCGAAAAUGAUAACUCAUGGCUAUGGUUCUUCUCCAAACUGCGAGAAACCUAUGGAGAACCCGAAGGAUUGGCUAUAGUUUCUGACAGACAUAAGAGCAUAGACAAUGCAGUACAUAUGGUGUACCCAAAUGCUUUCCAUGGAGCUUGCAUGUUUCACUUACUCAAUAAUUUGAAAGGCAAGUAUGGGAGCCAUGGAGAAGAACUACAAAUGAAAUUCAUUGCAGCAGCAAAAGCAUACACACAGACAGAAUGUGAAAACUACAUGAAAGGCCUUGAUAGAAUUGAUAGACGCAUUAGGCCCUAUUUAGAAAAAGCCAAGUAUGAAACUUGGGCAAGAUCAUACUCGCCAACAAAAAGAUACACCAUGAUGACAUCCAACAUCGCAGAAUCACUCAACGCUGCACUAAAAGCUGCAAGAAAUCUCCCCAUUGAUAUAUUGGUUGAAUGCCUUAGAAGUUUGGUUCAAAAGUGGGUUUGGAACAACUCAAAUAAUGCAAAUGGAACAUUCACAAAAGUCUCUACAGCAACAGAAAAUGAAUUGAGACAUGACAUUGUUUCAAAAAUGAAGUAUGAGGUCUUGCCUUUCAACACAAUAGAAUACCAAGUUCGUGAUCAAAAGGGGAUAAAUUUCACAGUAAAUAUGCAUAAUAGAACAUGCACUUGCAAUAGGUUCCAAGAAGAUGAAAUACCUUGUGGCCAUGCAGUAGCUGUCAUUGCAAAAAGAAACUUGAGUGUCUAUGAUUAUUGUGCAAAAUUCUACAGAACAGAAACGUUGAAAGCAUUGUAUCAAGAAAAUGUUCAUCCUUUGCCCCAUAAAGAUGAAUGGAAUCUCCCACAACACUUGGACAUACUAGUGCUGCCUCCAAAUUCAACAAUCCCUGCAGGAAGACUAAGAAAGAAACGAAUAAGAUCAAGAGGGGAAAAUAACGUAAUAAUCACCUGUGGGAAAUGUGCACAACCAGGACAUAACAGGAAGACUUGCAGGAAUCCUCCAUUUCAGAAGCCAAAUAAACAGAAAAAGCCAAAGACAUAG
Messenger RNA from Humulus lupulus (European hop), 2313 nucleotides. RefSeq lists its product as uncharacterized. NCBI's taxonomy places the organism in Eukaryota, Viridiplantae, Streptophyta, Magnoliopsida, Rosales, Cannabaceae. The transcript has 3 exons. Gene Ontology annotation, molecular function: zinc ion binding. Bases 1 to 2313 code for a protein of 770 amino acids. The record is from RefSeq and is a predicted model, not a curated record.